Messenger RNA from Colossoma macropomum (tambaqui), 2223 nucleotides. Its product is annotated as cytosolic phospholipase A2 gamma-like. Gene Ontology annotation, molecular function: calcium ion binding; calcium-dependent phospholipid binding. The transcript is spliced from 15 exons. Gene Ontology annotation, biological process: glycerophospholipid catabolic process. NCBI's taxonomy places the organism in Eukaryota, Metazoa, Chordata, Actinopteri, Characiformes, Serrasalmidae. The record is from RefSeq and is a predicted model, not a curated record. Gene Ontology annotation, cellular component: nuclear envelope; nucleoplasm; cytosol. The coding region runs from base 114 to 1886 and encodes 590 amino acids.
UUUAGAACUGUAAAAAAAAAAAAAACACUAGCUAAAACAAGAGUCAACAUCGGAGGCACUUUUGGAAGCACUUCACAAAGACGAGAUAAUCACAUGCAAAGGGAAUCAAAUUUAUGGAAGUCCUGAAGGUUUUUUCCCCUUUACCCUUUAAGGAUAAGGUAACAAAGUUAACUGGUCAGCUCCUUUUCUCCUGUAAAGAGAUGGACCAGGACAGAAGUUGUAAAGGCAGUGAGGUGAGAAUUGGUCACUCUCUAAAUGAAGCAGAGAGGCAGCAUUUGGCCAGAAGGAUAAAGACCGUUCUCCACUGCCUGAAGCAGAAUGGUAUAUACUGCAGUGAGGAUGAGUUACCUAACAUCGCAGUGCUGGGCUCUGGUGGUGGUUUGAGAGCGAUGAUUGCACUACUGGGAUCACUAAGUCAGCUGAAAGAAGAUAAACUGCUGGACUGCAUCAUGUACCUGUGUGGAGUUUCAGGAUCUACCUGGUGCAUGGCAUCAUUAUAUAAAGAACUAGACUGGUCCACCAAACUGAAGACUGUGAAAGAAAACAUUGUCCAAAGGCUUGCUGAAGGCAGUGUCAAUUGGUCACAGAUGGGUCUAAAACUAGCAAAAUACUAUUCAGAAAAAGACAAUUUCAGCCUGACAGAUGUGUGGGCAGCACUGAUUGUGUCUCACAUGGUGAAAGAGAUUGAUGAACACAGAAUCUCAGAGCAGAGGGGCAACUACACCAAUGACCCGUAUCCCAUUUACACUGUCAUUGACAAACAGUGCAAAUAUGACAGACUGAAUGCAGAUGUCUGGUUUGAGAUCACUCCAGAUGAGUCAGGUUAUUCUCUCUCUGGAGCCUUUGUGGAUUCCUCCUGUUUAAGAAGUCAGUUUGAGAAUGGACAGAAGAUUAAAGACCAGCCUGAGACUGACAUGCUGUACCUACAAGGUCUGUGUGGCAGUGCCUUCGCAGAUAUGGAAGAGAUCCUUAAGUUACUCUAUGAGGCCCUAAAACACCUGAUUAAAAACAAAAUAGGAAGCACAGAAGAAAGUCAAACAUCACAAACACCAGAUGUGCAGAAUGGUUGUGAGGUGCUGUUAACACUUGUGGAUCUGAACCUUUGCAUGUUAAAAAAGGAGGAUCCUAAAAUUUACCUCCAAACCAUGAAGAACCUACUGAAAGAUAAACAUGAUGAAGCAGAACAGAUGACUCUUCAUCUAGAGAGGCUGAUGACAUCAGAAGGGAAAAUCCCAGAGGCAGAGUUAAAGGAUUACACCCUGCAUCUAUGCAGUUCUAUCAGUGACAUGUUUAAGGUGCAGGGUUUUUUGGACAAAAUUUGGAUUGCCAUCGUGAAAGCCAUAGAGAAAAUGGUGCACUGGAUCUGGGGAACAACUUACGACUACCUCUACAAGAUGAAAGUGGAAGAUGUCGACCCCAGUGUCCUUGACUCAAAGACGAGAGAAUAUGAAGAUGCUGGAGCGUUACUCAACUCACCCUAUUUCUCAGUGCUGAGACAAGAACGCGACAUCGACCUCAUCAUUUCCGUUGACUGCAAUGGAUUGAAGCCAUUUGAGACGGUGGUUCAGACUGCUGAACUAUGCAAAGAGCUUAAGAUUCCUUUCCCUGAAGUUGCUAUACCUCCUGAAGGUAAAGAACCACAGGACUUCUAUGUGUUUAGAGGAUACAGCAAAGCUCCAACUGUGAUUCACAUCCCUCUUUUCAAUGCAGUGAACUGCAAAGGAGAAGUUCUGGAGUGGAUGAAAAGAUAUCACACCUUUCGAAUGGACUACAGUCACAGUGAGAUCACAGAUCUUCUGGACAAAGCUGGAUUAAACAUCAAAAACAACAAAGAGAAACUGCUCAAGGAGAUUGAAAAUGUCAUUAAAGAGAAAAAAAUGAAGUAAAAUGAAACAACAGAAAAUACAAAUACUUCAAAUACAUGCCAGAUAUCAGUCUUUUUGGAUCUGGGUAGUCAGUAUGUUCUUUUUCAUGUAUCAGUAAAAUAAAUAAUCAGCAUACAAUUUUAUGUGUAAUAAUAGCAAAAUUGUAGUUACAUUCAUAGAGCACAGAAUAUCAACUUUGGGCACAUUUUUUUUUGUUUACAUUCAUGAUGGUUUGUUUAGUGUCUCAUUAUAGGAUCAUUAUCAUAAAUGAUUUAUAAACUAAACUAAAAAUAACUAAAAAAAAGGCCAUAUUCAGCAAAAAGAUUCUUUUUCUUUUUUUUGGAAAUUGGAAAAUGGC